This is a messenger RNA of Lutzomyia longipalpis, 5071 nucleotides long. RefSeq names its product patched domain-containing protein 3 (gene Ptr). The coding region runs from base 829 to 4137 and encodes 1102 amino acids. The transcript has 10 exons. NCBI's taxonomy places the organism in Eukaryota, Metazoa, Arthropoda, Insecta, Diptera, Psychodidae. Gene Ontology annotation, cellular component: plasma membrane; cytoplasmic vesicle membrane. The record is from RefSeq and is a predicted model, not a curated record.
AGUCAGUUCGUUACCAUCGUGGUGUUCGGAUCUUGUGCUCUGUGUGUGCUUCAUUCCUUUCGGGACGCACAAUUCCUUCCCAAAUCUCUGGGUUGCACUCGCGGGACGUUUUCUCACAUUUCUCGUGUGACCUAUAUAAAAGACAAUUUCCCCAAGAAAAAAAAAUAAGAUCGCAAAGUAAAAAGAAAUCAGUGAUGCAACAAUGCUUCUAACCAGGAUCAAUAGGUGAUCUAUCUCUGGAAGAAAAGACCCUCAUACAGUGUUUCAAUGAUCAUCUAUUCUGAUUUUCUUGUGAAUUUGUCCACAAAGAAUCCUCCACAAUAAGAUCCUUUCCCUUCGCGCACCAAACACCAAUUCUGUGGAUUUACAGUUCUUAAGAAGAAGAAAAAAUUCUCAACACCUCCUCAGUGAUCAUCUCAACAUAUAGUGCCAAGAUCAUUACAGCAGUGACAUAGAAUUUUUCAACAAAUUACUAUAAAUUAAAAUUUACUGAAUGAAUAAUUAACAAAAAAAACGGCAACAAUAUUAAUUGCAAAAGAAUUACAGAAAAGAAUACAUAAAUAAAGAGUUUUUUUUCCUAAUAAGUCUAUGAAUAAAUUGUGAGUGCUUCAGUGGAUUGAAAAAUUGGAAAGGUUUUUUCGCGCAAAAAUUGCUUAACUGAUAAGAAUCCGCGUGUGUUGUGUCUAAGCAUUCAACGGCAAAGACACAAGUGCAUCCAAGUGUGUAAAUUUUGCUUAAUUUCUCACAGAAAAAUUUUCAUACUACGCAUAGAAAAUAAUAUACAAUUUUCACUGCUUUGAAGAAAUAGUCAAUCGAGUUGAAAUCAAGAUGACUUGUGGUGUUUCCUGUGUUGAUCGAGCACUUAAUAGAUCAUUUUUCAAAUUGGGCCAUUUUAUUGGACGACAUCCGGGAUAUUUUAUCAUUGUGCCAGUCCUUUUGGCUCUCCUCUGCAUGACAGGGUAUCAACAAAUUAGGUAUGAAAUUGAUCCAGAAUAUCUCUUCUCACCCAUCCGGGGUGAAGGGAAGUCCGAGAGGGCAAUCGUGGAGCAGUACUUCAAAGUAAAUUACACCCAUCGCUUCAAUGUGGGGCGCAUCACAAGACCAGGGCGCUUUGGGCGCGUGAUCGUGACGUCCAAGGAUGGCGAUAGGAAUAUGCUAAGAGCGGAAAUAUUUCAAGAAUUGAGACUCCUCGAUGAGAUCAUCCAGAAUGCCACUGUAAAUUUUGAUGGGGAAACCUUCACGUAUCGCGAUGUCUGUGCACGCUGGGAGAAUGAAUGCUUCACGAAUGACAUCCUCAACUUGGAUCACAUAAUGAAUGAAAUUGAGACGGGGGAAUUAAAUUUAACCUUCCCAGUGAUGUUUAAUCCCGUCACGUGGGAUGCCCAUGCAUUUCCUGUUUUCUUCGGUGGCACCCAACUAUCGGCUGAAAAUACCAUCAUCAGUGUACCAUCAAUACAGCUUGUUUACUUUGUCACAGCAGACACCAAAAAGCAGGAUAUUAGAGGAGCUUCUUGGGAGGAAUCAUUUUUGGAUGCUGUGGGAAUUGCCGAAGAUACUGGCCUAUUUAAGCAUAUAUCAGUGGCUCGAUUUGCCUCACGGACACUUGAUCAUGAACUUGAGAAAAAUACACGAACUGUUGUGCCCUACUUCAGUUCCACCUUCAUUCUAAUGGCAAUUUUCAGUGUAAUGACAUGCAUGAUGGGCGAUAGUGUGAGAUCGAAACCCUGGCUUGGAUUGAUGGGAAACAUAUCAGCAGUGAUGGCAACGAUGGCAGCUUUCGGCUUAGCCAUGUACCUCGGAAUUGAGUUCAUUGGAAUCAAUUUAGCGGCACCAUUCUUAAUGAUUGGAAUUGGAAUUGACGACACCUUUGUUAUGCUGGCAGCCUGGCGACGAACUUCAGUAAAAGCUUCAGUGCCCGAUAGGAUGGGCCAGAUGCUUUCUGAAGCAGCUGUCUCCAUCACAAUAACAUCCUUGACAGACAUGAUAUCCUUCUGGAUUGGUAUCAUUUCACCCUUUCCCUCAGUCAGGAUCUUCUGCACCUACAGUGGAUUUGCCGUUUGCUUCACAUUCCUCUGGCACAUCACCUUCUUCGCAGGAUGUAUGGCCAUAUCGGGAUACAGGGAGUACCGCAAUCUCCAUGCAAUCUUCGGAUUCAAAGUCUCUCCUGUCUCUGUUGCAAUUAAAGAGAAACGAUCAUGCCUUUAUCGAGUCCUGAUGAGUGGUGGGAUCAACAGAGAUGAUCCUGACAAUCCUGUGGACAAUCGGGAGCACAUGCUGAUGGCAUUCUUCAAGAAUCGCGUAGCAUCGCUCCUCAACAAGGCAUGGAUGAAAGCUUUCGUAAUUAUUGUCUUUGGAGCAUACCUCCUUGGAGCCUGUUUCGGCUUGACCAACAUUGAGGAGGGCCUGGAGAGGAGGAAACUCUCAAAAGCUGACUCCUAUUCUGUUGAAUUCUUCGAUCGAGAAGAUGAAUUUUAUCGAGAAUUCCCAUAUCGCAUACAAGUGAUCAUAACGGGGGAUUUAAAUUAUUCCGACCCAGUGGUGCAGAAUCAAAUUGAAACUUUGACUCAGAACCUGGAGAAUACUUCGUACGUCACAACAUCCCUAUACACCGAAUCCUGGAUUAGAUCCUUCCUGUCGUACGUUGAGAGAAAUGGGGACUACCUCAAUGUAACGAUAGAUUCGGAGCAAACAUUCAUAGAAGCCCUGAAGGAGUUGUGGCUGUUCCCAGGGAAUCCUUUCUCCCUGGAUGUGAAAUUCAAUGAGGAUGGAACUAAAAUCCUGGCGUCGCGCUUCCUCAUUCAAGCUGUAAACAUCAGUGGGACGAAUCAUGAGAAAACCAUGGUGAAGGAUUUGCGAAAGAUCUGCCAUGACUCCCCCCUCAAUGCCACCGUCUUCCAUCCAUACUUUGUCUUCUUCGACCAAUUCGAACUCGUACGUCCAACUUCCAUCCAGAGUAUGGUAAUUGGAGCCAUCAUCAUGAUGCUCAUCAGUUUCAUCUUUAUCCCCAAUAUUCUCUGCUCCCUCUGGGUGGCAUUCAGCAUUGUAUCCAUUGAACUGGGUGUAGCUGGCUACAUGGCGCUGUGGGACGUCAACCUGGACAGCAUAUCAAUGAUCAACCUCAUCAUGUGCAUUGGAUUCUCAGUGGACUUUACAGCUCACAUCUGCUACACGUACAUGUCGUCUAAAGCCAAAAAUCCCGACGAUCGUGUCCGGGAAGCUCUCUACUCCCUGGGCCUGCCCAUUUGCCAGGGAUCCUUUAGUACAAUUCUCGGUGUUGUUGCUCUCCUCCUUGCGGACAGCUACAUCUUCCUCGUCUUCUUCAAGAUGGUGUUUUUGGUGAUAUUCUUCGGUGCCAUGCAUGGACUCUUCCUCCUACCCGUACUCCUGUCACUCUUUGGACCCGGUUCGUGUGGAAGUCCCAAAUCAGCGGAAAAAGAAAUGAAACUUUCCGCCGUGGAAAAGUCCUACCCGCAUCCAUACUGCAUCCCACAUCCACAGCUCGCCCUCACGGGGCCAUUUGGGAGCAAAAAUUUCCUCGGGGCACCGUAUAAAGCCUAUGGGGAUGACAAAGAUCUCGGCAUUGGGACAUCCGGAGAGGAUUCCAGUGAGAGCAGCAGCAGCAAGUCUCAGCGUCGUCAGGCGAUUGAGGAUGAGAAUACACGAAGACGAUAUGAGGAGGGAUGGCGUCGAUCGUGGCACAAUGUUGCCGCCAAUGGGGGAAGUACUCCGAGUCAAUUUCAACCACCAGUCCUCGAUCUCUAUGGUCACGAAACGGAGCGACUAUGGACAACGGGGCGACGCUACUACGACGACACGUACCUAACGCAGAGACGCAACGACUCAACGUACAGACGCAACUCAGAUGAGAAGGCGACGCAGUAUAGAGCAAAGUAUGGGGAGCAUGAUGAUCUACGAUAUUUCUAUGAACCAGACACCCAGAGGCGUAGGUAUUCGGAUGAGACGAAACGGAGAGUGAGCGACGAACGACGACCAAGGCGAUACUCACCGCCAGAAGGUAUCUACAAACCCAAUCCCAAUAGGUCUUCGUCGCAGCACAACUUGUACUACCCACGACAACCACAGAGGACUAAUUCUCAGCACAGUUUACGCCAUAUGGGCGAUAUGAGGUUUCCCUGACAAUGUGCACUGAAGAAGCGCAUUGAACACGUUGUCAGGGAUACCGACAUCACCUCAUGGAUCUAGAGAUUGUCCCUCCAGUCAUUAUCAGAAUCUCAUCCUUUCUUUUCUGCUUCCUUCCUUCCUUCCUUUCGUAUCCCUUCUUCGUUCUUUUAAACAAUUCAAGUGACAAAGAAAGUUGCUCAUUAGCUGAUUCCUUAUUUAGAAAGAAUUCUAAUUAACUCAAAUUCAUUACAAUUCGAUCAUUAAAUCCCCCCUAAAAAAUAUUUUUAAAUUUCCGCUCCCUGAUUUAGAUUAAUUAUUAAUUUAAAAAAAGAGAAAAGUUUUCAAAGAAAAUCGACAAUGAGCAAUUUCUGAAAAGGAUAUCAAACAAUCCGAUUAACUCUAAUUAAUGGGAUCUAGUGAGUAUUUAAAGAGUAAUGUGUACAUUAUAGUUGUAACUAAACUACCAUGACAAAUUUGAUGAUAGACCAAAUCCGGGAAUUAUUUAUGUGACUCAUCCACAAAAUGAGUAUUUAAUCUAUUUUUCUUCAUUCUUCACUCUUCUCGUCAUUUUAUCUUGUCUUUUAUUUUUCUGGGGAAACUGUAAUAGAUUUAUUAAUGUAUGAUGGAUAUUAGAAUGGAGUCAGUGGUGUAGUAGGCUUUUUCCCAAUUUUUAAUCGAUAACUUUGUCAUAGUUAUGUAAUUUUUGUAGGUUUUUUAUUAGAAUAAACUUUUGAUAUGGUGUGUAAAAAAUAAAUGUAGUCUUGAUAAUAAUUAUUAUAAAAAAAAUAAAAAGAAAAUGUAUAAUUUUAAAGAAAAUCAUUUCUAGUGAAGUGUUCUUUUUUUAUCUCUUUGACUUAUUGAAAAAAAAAGAAAAGGAUAUUAAUGUAUAAAUUGUAUGUUAUUUAAGUCACUUUUAGUAAGGAAAAUAAAUUUAUAUACAUAAGCUAAA